This is a messenger RNA of Antechinus flavipes (yellow-footed antechinus), 6432 nucleotides long. RefSeq names its product chromosome 1 C8orf76 homolog (gene C1H8orf76). The transcript is spliced from 6 exons. The coding region runs from base 4474 to 5433 and encodes 319 amino acids. Gene Ontology annotation, molecular function: protein binding. NCBI's taxonomy places the organism in Eukaryota, Metazoa, Chordata, Mammalia, Dasyuromorphia, Dasyuridae. The record is from RefSeq and is a predicted model, not a curated record.
UCUGUUUUUCAUCUUUUUACUCAAACCUCUCACAGAAACUUCUUAUACAUUUUAGUUGGAAGAUUUUGCCUCAUAUUUCAUUGAAAAAAUUGAGAUCAUUUGCCAGUUUUCUCCUCCUAAAUCGACAUAUCCCAGAUGUCCUCGGUGAUUAUACCCAUCUAAAUGUACCUGCCUCAAAUAAGGUGGCCCUUUUCCUUACCAUAGCAAACAACACCACCUACACAGAUGAUCCUAUUUCAUCCCAACUUCUCCAGCAUCAUUCCCAUUUCCAAUUUUAAGACUAUUGAUCCUUCUCUUCUCAAUGCCCUCUUCUUUCUAGGUUUCAAUGAAACUAUCCUGAUUCUCCUAUAUGAUCACCCUUCAAUCUCCUCUGCUGGACUUUCAUCCAGGUCAUGUCUCAUGAAUUGGGUGUUCUCUCCUGGUCCCUUUUCUCUAUACUAUUUCUCUAGAUAAUCUUUGCUCCCAAAGAUUCAGUUAUCAACUCUGCUGAUGAUUCUCAAAUUAAUUUUAUCUUUGUUGAAUUUUACAGAUGGCUCCCCUGGACUAUUGCAUUAACCUGUUAAUUGAUUUCCCUUCCACAGGUCUCUUCCCACUUUAGUCCAUAUUCCACUUAGCUGCCAAAAUAGGUUUCCUAAAUACCAAUCUGACCAUGUCACUCUCCUACCCAAUAAAUUCCAAAAGCUCUUUCAUAUCUAGUACCAAAUAUAAAAUCCUCUGUUUGGCUUUCAAAGCCCUUCAUAAGUUGAUCCCUUCCUACUUUUUCAGUCUUCUAACAUUACUGUCAUAGUGGAGUAGUGAUUCAAUGAUACUUCCUUGCCAUUCCUCAAACAAGACAUUUCAUCUUCUGAUUCCAAGCAUUUUCUUUGGCUGUCUCCAGGGGUAAGUAUGCUGAUAAAUGUCUAACUAGUUCUCUAGGAAAAAAAGCAAACCAUAUACAUGACAUACUUUUAAAUGUAAUCUUUUGUAUUAACAUUUUCUCCAUCACUUAAGCUUAGAAACCAACCAAAUUGGUUUAUCAAUGAUAACCAAUGGUUUAACCAAAUGAUAAACCAAUUCCUCAUUUUUAGCAUUUACCAAUCUCCAAAGUGUAAAUGCUCACAAUAAAAGUUUGACAAUCCAUUUGGCUCUCACACACUUCUCCAGACAGCACUGUGAUACUAACCCUGGGUUGGGAACUUGGAUUCAGCCCCCAAAUUAAGAUUAGGGCUAUGGAAGUAAUGUUCAAUCUAAUCUUUAAUUACCCAGGGCAGGGAAAUGUCACUCGGGGAGGGGAAUCUCAGUAGAUCCCUGGAACAUAACGGGGCUACAAAAUUAACAUUCUAACCCUGGGAGAAGAAAGGUAUAGUCUCUAACUCAGAGAAGAGAUCUUGGAGCCAGGAAUAGAACAAGGGCUAUAACUCUGUCAUUCUAAACCAAGAGGGAUGGGGGUCUCAAGAGUUAGAUACUGGGAGCAGAACAGAUUUGGGGUUCUGUAGCUCUGACCCCAGCAACUUGACACCAGAUAAAGUGGGCCAGAAAACAUAAAAGGACAUAGCAGUUUGUUAGAGUUUGACCUUAAGUUAAAGUCCCAAUCAGAGAAGAAAGGUUGGAGGAAUGAAUAAACUUCAAAGAAAGGUUUGUACACAAGAUUGGGAUUCAUGGAAGAAAUGAAGCAAGAUAUAAAAAAAAUGACAGUACUACAUAAAUGAAUUAGAAAAAACAAAGAGCUAAGAAGGAAAGACUUGGCAAAACAAUAAUCUUGCACAAGAAGUACAAAAAAUUACCAAAGUUACAGAUUCCCUAAAAACAGAAUGAUCCAAAUGGAAGUUAAUGACAGUGUGAAGCAACAAGAAAUAUUAAAACAAAUGCAAAGAAUGACUUUCAAAAUAAAAGAAAAUGGAAGAUAUCACAUAUCAAAAACAACUGACCUAGAAACCUAAUCAAGGAUAGCACAGUGCCAGAAUUUGGAGUCAGGAAAUUGUUGUGGAAUAAUUUCAGUUAUGUCUAACUUUUUGUGACGCCAUUUGAGGUCUUUUUUGCAAAGAUACUGGAGUGGUUCCUUUUUCAGCUCAUUUUACAGAUGAGGAAAAGAAAGCAAACUGGAUUAAAUGAAUUAUCCAAGAUCACUCAGUUAGUAAAGGUCUGAGACUGGAUUUGAACUCACAAAAAUUCCAUGCCCAGCACUGUUUCUACUGCACCACUUGGCACUACCCAGGAUCAGAUUAAGAAGAUCUAAGUUCAAAUUCUACCUUUAAAAAUUACCAGCUGUGUGACUCUGAGAAAGUCACUUUAUAGCCUCACUCCCCCCCUCCCAAAUAGGAUUCUAUCUCAUAGGUUGUUAUGGGGGCCAAAGAGAUAACAUAGGUAAAAUGUUCUGCAAACAUUAAUAACUAAUGCUAGUUAUUUAAGAAUCAUUGGAGUACCUGAAACCAUAACAAAAUGAAUAUCAUAUAUCAAGUAAAACUCCCAAACUUUAGAACCAGAGGGAAAAAUUGAAAUAGAAAGGAACCUCUUGGAUACCUCUUGAAAGAAAUUACAAAAUGAAAAUGCCCAGGAACAUUAUAUACAAUAUUUCUCAGCUCUCCAGUGUCACAGAAAAAUAUUGCAAGCAACCAAAAAGAAAAAAGAAACAGAAGCACACAAGAUUUAGCAGCUUCAACUAUAAAGGAUUAAAAACUAAAAAACAAGAUAUAGGCCUACAACCAAGAAUAACUUAUCUAACAACAUAGAAUAUAAUUCUAUGUAGAAGAAAUGGAUCUCUGAUGAAAUAAGGGAUUUCUAAGAAUUCUCCAUGAUAAGACUAAAAUUGGGUAAAAACUCUGAAAUAGACACACGAGUCAAGAAAAACAUAAAAAGAGAAUAAUUGGAAAAGACUUUAUAAGAAUGAACCAUUUACAUUUUGAGAGGAGAAGAAUGAUACCAAGUAUCCCUUCAGGACCCUCAUGUUAUCAGGAGGCAUGGAAAGAAUCAAAUAAGAGAGAAGAUCUGGCAAUGAUUUUGUUGUUUUGUUCCUAAAAGAAUAAGGAAAAGGAAGGGGACCGGGAAAGAUACAAUAGAGUUAAAACAAGGAAGUAGAACAGGGACACUUAGUGAUUUCACAUAAUUAGAGAGUAUGUAAGCGGAAAAUAUUAGUGAAGAAGGAGCCAGGGGAGUAGGUUUGAACUUCAUUUUAAUGCAAUCUGGUCCAAGGAAUGUAGAAUACACAAACAUAAACACAUUCAUCUCAACAAGGAACAGGAGAGAGAGGAUUAUUAUAUAAUUACGAAUGUAAGUGCGAAAAACUUAUCCAGAAAAUAGAAGAGGAUAGAAGAAUGUAUUAAAAAGCAGAAUCUAACAAUAUGUGUGUUUAUAAGAAACACAUUUGAAACAUUAAAAACUCAUUCAAAAGUAGUGCUUAAAGUAAGCUUAAAGUAAAGUAAGCGGUUAGAGCAAACUCUAUUAUGCCUCAGUUGAACUCAAAAAAGCCAGGGUAGUAAUUAUGAUAUCUGACCAGGCAAGAGAAAAUUAAUUAAAAUUAAUUAAAUUAACAAUUAAAAGCGACAAACAGGAAAACUACAUUUUACUGAAAGAUAUCAUAGAAAAUGAAUAUAUUUCAAUACUUAACUAAAUGGCCUAGUAUCUAAAUACUUAAAUAGCUAAAUGAGUUAGGCUGAGAAACUAAGUAAAAACUAAGAGUGGGAAACUUUAAUGUAUCCCUUUUCAGAGCUAGAGAAAUGUUACCAAAAAAAGAAAAUUGCAAAUGCAGAAAAGCAUAAAUAUCAAAAUAUAUCCUUUACUGACCAUAAUACAAUAAAAAUUCUAUUUAUUAGGGAGAUAUUGAAGAAAGAUUACUUGUAGAUUAAAUUACCAAAGUCAAGAGGAAUAAGGAUUAAGAAAGGGUCACUCAAUUUAGAGCUCAUUGGUGACUUUGGAGUGGGAAGUUUUGGUGGAAUCACCAAAUAGGAAGCCAGAUUGAAAAGAAUUUAAUUCAGUAGAGAGUAAGGGGAAGGGAAAUGGAAGUUAACAAAGCCUGCAAGUGUUUGAGGUAGAAUUUCCUGACCUUGUGCUACCCUCCUUUCUAUGUGUCUGUACUUUUUGCUCUGAAGUUGUUUUGGUUACUAGAAGUCAAUCCACCUCAAACAAUUGUCGUUUAAAAUUGUAAAAAGAUGGGGUGCAUCAAAAAGACUUGAUGCUUUCUAAUGUCACUUUCAGCUCUGAAUCUAUAACUCUAUGUAUAAUCUGAUAUAUGACAUAAAACAGAAGGCCAUCAUCAAUUUAAUUAAGGCCCUUUGCUUCCUGUCUUGGGUCAAGUACAAUUUCUAGGCUGAAAACGAACAUGGCGCUGUAUGCCUUCAUUUGACUACAACUCCCAGAAUGCCCAGGAGGCGGCUUCUGGGAGGAAAGCGGGGCGCGAGGGCUAAACUGGACAGGCUCUGCGCAUAUGUAUCUCUCCGGCUCCGCCCUCUUUCUCUCUUUUUCUCCUUCCCCCUUCCCCACCUUUCCUGACCUCAGGCCAUGGAGUCGGACUCUUUCUUUCCUGUGCUAGGUGCCGAGUUCGAGGACUCAGUGUUUGAAGAGUGGCCGCGGUCGCGGGAGCUCGAGCCCCCGUCGGCCUACUGCGCCAAACGCUGCGAGCCCCAGUGGUUUUAUGAAGAAACAGAAAGACAGGAUGAAGCUGAAAUACUUACCAUCAAGAAAUUUAGAGGAGACUUGGCAUACCGGCAACAAGACUUUCAGAAAGCACUUCAGGAAUACUCCAGUUGUUUUGAACUCUUGUCACCUACCAACUUUGCCAUGAGAAGAGAUGUCCAAGAAGGGCAGGCUCGAUGUUUAACUCACCUGGGAAGGCAUAUGGAAGCAUUAGAAAUUGCUGAAAAAUUGGAGAAUGGAGCCAGUAACAGUGACCAUUUAACUACUAUACUCUACCUCCAGCUCACUAUUUAUUCAAAUCUGAAGAACCUAGAGGAAACAAUACUGUGCCUACAAAAACUGAUUUCUUUGCAUCAUUUUAAUCCAUGGAACUGGGUCAAGCUUGCAGAGGCUUACUUGAGUCUUGGACUAGCCCUCUCAGCCUCAUUUCCAUCAUCUCAGAAAGACAGCAGUUUUACCCCAAGUGACCAAGAAUUCAGAACCCCUUUCCCAUCACCAAAAAAAGAUCCUUCUCUACUUUUUUUCAAAAUCUUGAAUGGAGACUCUGGGUUUUCUCUGGGAACAAGUGAAAACUCUAUCAGGGAUGUGCAGCCUGAGGCACCUUUCCAUCUGGCAUGUCAGUCCUGGGUACCCUCAGCAUGGGCAUGGACUCAAAUGAAGGCUUGUGCUUCAUUUGUUAGAGCCAGGCUUUUGCUUCGGCUCAUACAGUCUCAGCAAACAUCUUUUGCUUUAGAGAAGAACUUCAAAGCUCAGGAGGAAGUUGAAGAUAGACUAAAAGGAUUCAACUUUGAAGAAGAAACUUUAUUACUGAUUUCCGAGAUUUAGGGACCUGGCAGCCUAUCUGGUCUGAGUUGUACUGCCCUCGGGGUCUUUGAGGCCCUCCUCCUACCAUCUUGAGGUGUCGUCUUCCUGGGUCCCGCUUGGAGAAACUGAGCACUGGCAUCUGUCAGAAUGCCCUGAGGUAUCAGUCCCAGGAUCUAAUUAUCAGUGAUCCCAUCUUGACAGGUAGUUUACAGGUGGGGCAAAUAAAAGGGCUUAAGAGGGAGGAUGGAACAUCUCUAGCUGAUCCAACCCAAGUUGAUACAGACCUGGAGAUCUCAAAGUUGGAUUCUUGUUCCUUUUCCUUUUCAAGGUCCUUUUCCUUUCCUGUCUGUCCUUGACCCACAGUGAUUGUCCAUUUUCUAAAAUUAUUGUUUGUAUCUUACAGUCUGAUACUUGAUUACUUAUUUCUUUGUAGUAUUUUUCUUUCUAGUUAUGAUUUUUAUAUGCUAUAGAUCACUUGCCCUUGAGGGCAAGGAUUAGCCCUUAUGGUUGUUGUUGGGUUUUUUUAAAUUUCCAUGAGAGUGAAUGCUUAAUAUAUAUCUCACUUUGGGUAAGUCAAUUUUGGCAGUUAACUAAGGGAGAGGAGGUAAUAAAAGGGACUCCCACCCUACUUCCAACUCUGAUAAUCUUCCCUUAUCUGGAUUACUGCAAUAUUCCCCCUAAUUGUGCUUUUAUUCAGUUGCCAUUUCUAAAGCAUGGAUCUGAACAUGACCCUCCUCUGCUGUAGAAGAUCAAAUGGCUCCCUAUUGCCUCUAGGAUCAAAGACAAACUCUUCUGUUUAGCAUUUAAAAUCCUUUACAACCUGGCUCCAGGUAAGCUUUCCAGAUUGAUUUCAUAUGGCAUUCCCUGCCCCAAUCUGACGGGGCUCCCUCUGUUCCCUGUACACGAUUUGCUGCACUUGCCAGGAGUGCUCUUCCCCUUCACUUCUGCCUCUCUAGCUCAAUGUGUGGAUGGGCUUAUAGUGGACUCAAGUCCCCACCCCCAAGGGAAGAAAAGAAUGCU